Anarrhichthys ocellatus (wolf-eel) is the source of this 1773-nucleotide messenger RNA. RefSeq names its product glucosamine-6-phosphate isomerase 2. Bases 417 to 1244 code for a protein of 275 amino acids. The record is from RefSeq and is a predicted model, not a curated record. NCBI's taxonomy places the organism in Eukaryota, Metazoa, Chordata, Actinopteri, Perciformes, Anarhichadidae. Gene Ontology annotation, cellular component: cytoplasm. The transcript is spliced from 6 exons. Gene Ontology annotation, biological process: carbohydrate metabolic process; N-acetylglucosamine catabolic process; D-glucosamine catabolic process. Gene Ontology annotation, molecular function: glucosamine-6-phosphate deaminase activity; identical protein binding.
CGCAUAACUGAUUAACUGUGUAGUCAAGGCUAACAACUAACUAACUAAUAGUUGCAGAUGAUCUGAGUGACAUCCACCGACUUGUCAGCAAUAACUGUACAACUUGGAACUAAACUUGUCAGAAUCCGCUCCUGUUUAGGUUGCUUCGCUUGCUAAUAAUAGCAACUGCCUUAAGAGCAAACACUCUGGACAAUGGUCGCUAACUGUGACGGCACAUCUGUUCCUGCCUCAGUAGUAGAUAACAGCUAUAUUUGAGACGCUAUUUUAGAGAAGUGACGCAUUGUACUGCAAUAACUUUGAUGAGCAGCUAACGUUAGCAUAGAACACAUUCCGUGUUUUCUCACACUGCUACUGUGUGACUCCUGUAAAGAUAGAACUUUGUUAUGUUCUUCACAUUGAUUUAGCGAGCCAACACAAUGAGGCUGGUCAUUCUGGACGACUUUGACCUGGCCAGUGAGUGGGCAGCUAAAUACAUCCGCAACCGAAUCAUCCAGUUCAAGCCCUCCGCUGAAAGACACUUCACUCUGGGCUUACCUACAGGGAGCACUCCCUAUGGAUGUUACCAGAAGUUAAUAGAAUACUACAGAAGUGGCGAUAUCUCAUUCAAAUAUGUGAAGACCUUCAACAUGGAUGAAUAUGUAGGUCUACCUCGUGCUCAUCCCGAGAGCUACCACUCCUACAUGUGGAACAACUUCUUCAAGCACAUCGACAUUGAUCCGGCCAACGCUCACAUCCUGGAUGGAAACGCAGAGGACCUGGAGGCAGAGUGUCAGGCCUACGAGCAGAAGAUCGCAGAGGCUGGAGGAAUCGAGCUGUUCGUCGGAGGUAUUGGACCUGAUGGUCACAUAGCGUUCAAUGAGCCAGGUUCCAGCCUUGUUUCCAGGACCCGAGUGAAAACCCUGGCAAAGGAUACCAUCGUGGCCAAUGCUCGUUUCUUUGGCAACGACCUCUCCAGAGUUCCCACCAUGGCCCUGACUGUGGGCGUCGGAACGGUUAUGAACGCCAACGAGGUGAUGAUUCUGAUCACUGGAGCACACAAAGCCUUUGCUCUGUAUAAAGCCAUAGAGGAGGGAGUGAACCACAUGUGGACCGUAUCUGCAUUCCAGCAGCACCCGCGCACCAUCUUCGUCUGUGAUGAGGACGCCACCCUGGAGCUACGAGUCAAAACGGUGAAAUACUUCAAAGGUUUAAUGCAUGUUCAUAAUAGACUGGUGGACCCAGUGCUCAGCAUAAAGGACCAGUGAAGGAAGAGAAGUGAAGAUGAUAUCCCUGCAUACAACAUGAGUGGGCAGCCUCAUUCUUCUGGUACUGUGCCUGAGGAUCUGUUGAGUGUAUGAAUGUCCUAGCCUGUGCAUUGAGUUCAUGCAUAGAUUGAACUGCCUUUGGAUAAAGUCAACAGAUAAUGAAUGAGAGGUAAACGAUAAAGGGACCUAUUCCCUCUGAGGUUCUUUGUUCAGCAGUUUCCAUUUAAAGGGAUAGCACCAGUUCGCUGGCUCUAGUCACUGCUGGCAGUCUUGGUUGUCGUUGGAUGACUAGAUUUAAAGUCAUCAUGACGGUAAACAGGAAGUCUUCAUUCUGUUUGUUACACAGACUGAAUGAAACUGUACAGUAUAUAUUUGAUAAAUCUUCUUUAUGUUAGCUUUGUUUUCUCAUCUCCCUGUUACUGUUUGGACAGAUGAAUAUAUAAGAUAAUAAUACUGCGUGUAUAUUGGUAAUAUCUAUUAAGCCAACACAAAUAAACGUUGUCAGAGGUGACCUUUGACUCUGGUCAAA